Molecule: messenger RNA, 1701 nt
Organism: Heteronotia binoei (common prickly gecko)
Lineage: Eukaryota; Metazoa; Chordata; Lepidosauria; Squamata; Gekkonidae
Product: zinc finger protein OZF-like
Exons: 4
Coding region: 1-1701 (566 amino acids)
Biological process (GO): regulation of transcription by RNA polymerase II
Molecular function (GO): RNA polymerase II cis-regulatory region sequence-specific DNA binding; DNA-binding transcription factor activity, RNA polymerase II-specific
Source: RefSeq, a predicted model, not a curated record
AUGAGAGGAGAAUCAGGAAAAGACCUUGAAGCCACCAAAGCUGGGAGCAGAAAGAAGCUGUGGGAAGAAACCAUGCAGAAGAGCCUGGAAGACAAUGUCCUCUCUCCAGAUGAGCAGCGCCUGCAAUUCAAGCACUUCUGCUAUGAAGAUGCCCAAGGGCCCCGAGAGUUCCUGGCCAUCCUGCCCCCGGAGAUGGAGAGCUGGGUCAGGGAAUGCGGGCCGGAAACCAGUUCCCAGGCGGUGGCCCUGGCAGAAGGCUUCCUCCUCAGCCAAGCAGAGGACAAAAAUCAGGACCUGCUGGAUCUGGUGAACUUUGAGGAAGUGUCUGUUCAUUUCUCUGAGGAGGAGUGGGCUCUGCUGGAUCUGGACCAAAGAAGGCUUCACCAGGAAGUCAUGGCAGAGAAUGGUCAGAAUGUGGCCUCUUUGGAGGCUGAUGGACCCCAGAACAAGUCUAAGGAAGACCCACAAGAUCACUUACUGGAGAAAAAACAGCAGCAAAAAAUAAUCACUGCAGUAAAACUGGAGAGUUGGAAUGAAUCAGCUGUUCAGAGUGCUGAAUCUGAGGUCUUUGAUAAAUACCAAAGAAUUAACACAGGGGGAAAACCUCAUAAAUGGUUGGAGUGUGAAAGGAGCUCUUCUCAGAAUUGCAUCCUGGCUCCUCAUCAACAAAUUCACAUAGAGGAGAAAUCGUAUAAAUGCGUAGAGUGUGGAAAGUGCUUUUCUGGGAGUGACACCCUAUCUGCUCAUCAACGAAUCCACACUAGGGAGAAACCAUAUGAGUGCUUGGAAUGUGGAAAGAGGUUUUCCUCAAGUUCACUUCUUACUAAACAUCAGCGUAUCCACACAGGGGAGAAACCAUAUAAUUGCCUGCAGUGUGGAAAGAGCUUUGCUCAGAGUUCUCACCUUACUAUCCAUCAACGUAUCCACACUGGGGAGAAGCCAUAUAAAUGCCUACAGUGCGGAAAGAGCUUUCCUCGGAAUGACAGCCUAACUGCUCAUCAACGAAUCCACACAGGGGAGAAACCUUAUAAAUGCUUGGAUUGUGAAAAGAGCUUUGCUUGGAGUUCACUGCUCACUAAACAUCAACGUAUCCACACAGGGGAGAAACCAUACGAAUGCUUGGAGUGUGGGAAGAGCUUUACUUGGAGCUCAGAACUUAAAUCCCAUCAACGUAUCCACACCAGGGAAAAACCGUAUAAAUGUUUGUAUUGUGAAAAGUGCUUUGCUAAGAGUUCAGAUCUUAAAUCUCAUCAGCGUAUACACACUGGGGAGAAACCAUAUGAAUGCUUGGAGUGUGGAAAGAGGUUUGCUCAGAGUUCACAGUUUAAAUCCCAUCAACGUACCCACACUGGGGAGAAACCAUAUAAGUGCUUGGAGUGUGGAAAGGCCUUUGCUCAGAGUUCAUCCCUUACAGCUCAUCAACAUAUCCACACUGGGGAGAAACCAUAUAAAUGCUUGGAUUGCGAAAAGAGCUUUGCUCAGAGUUCAUCCCUUACAGCUCAUCAACAUACCCACACUGGGGAGAAACCAUAUAAAUGUCUGGACUGUGGAAAGAGCUUUGCUUGGAGUUCACUACUUACUAAACAUCAACGUAUCCAUACAGUGGAAAAACCAUAUAAAUGCUUGGAAUGUAGAAAGAACUUUUCUCAGACUUCAGAUCUUACUACCCAUCAGUGUAUCCACACUGAGAAUAACCUGUAA